AUGGACGAGCAGGAGACUGUGUAUGUUCUGAAGCCCAAACCGUUACGGAGCGUUGGCCCUGAUGGACGGCUUCGACAAAGAGUCAAAGCGAGAUUCGAGGGUGCUGAGCCCGAUAGCUCGAUUGAGCACAGGGUCAAGCAGUACCUACACGGACGAGAAAUUAUCGAGAGCGUCGCCCAGAGUCUCGUAGAUGAGCAAUUACAAAACGUAAUGGGUGGUCUAGAGCACUUUAUCAGCGAUACUCAACAUAAUGAUCAGCUACCGGUUUCUAUGUUGACGCAAGCUAGCAACAAGGUGGUUGUUGAGCGGCUGAAAGAGCAACCUGGAAUCGCUAUGGUUCAGAUCCAUUCGAAAGAGUGCCCCAAUUUGAAAUCGGCGUUGAAGCUGGUCGUGAAUCGAUUCACUAACCGAGAAAAACUUGACGACAUUCCAGUGGAUCGUCGAUUGACGUACGAUUUUGGGAUUCUAAACGACUGGCUCCAACCGGAGACCACCAAAAAACUCGUUGUCUACAUUGAGGACACAGAAUGCUUUGACGUCGCCAUUCUUGAUGGGCUCAUGCAUUACAUGACUAUUUAUUUGAACUGUUUGCCGUUUCAUUUGGUGCUGAGUCUGACGACGUCACCAAAGCUCGUUAUGGAAACAGUCUCGCAGUCGACAUUAUCGGAUAUCUCGGCUUGCGCGUUCAAUAUGAGUGCAGACACUUCUAAGUAUCUUGCUGCUGUCAGGGCCAAGCUGACUGAAAUUGAUAUUAAUGUGGGUGAAGAUCUCAUCCAGGAGCUAACACCAUUGAGGUUUGACAGGGCCGCUCAGGCGUUGAAGUACGCUGUCCUAGCCAAGUCUUGUGGCGGCCCGAACCCGAAGCAGAUUAAUGAUAUUGCUCUGCAUCGUACUGUGUUUGCACCAACGCAGCGGCCGGCUCUUGAAACCGCCCUGGCCGUUCCAGCCUACUUUGGCGGUGAUCAGUCGGCAAUUCCUCUCGCAGUGCUAUACCAAAUAUACCGUGAGUCAAGCAUGUACAUCAACAUCUUUGAUUUCUACACGGAGUUCCGUGCACACAUCAACAAACCAGAAACUGUCGACGAGUCGCUGUGGGAGAAACAAGCACUGGCCUGGUUUUUGGAAGGAAUUGCUGAGCUCAAACUGAUGGGUGUCCUGAGGGAUUGCAAGCGUAAGUUUGAGUGUGUGGAAAAAGUGAGCUGGAUGGGGGUAUAA
Molecule: messenger RNA, 1215 nt
Organism: Wickerhamiella sorbophila
Lineage: Eukaryota; Fungi; Ascomycota; Dipodascomycetes; Dipodascales; Trichomonascaceae
Exons: 1
Coding region: 1-1215 (404 amino acids)
Biological process (GO): DNA replication; DNA replication initiation
Cellular component (GO): nuclear pre-replicative complex; nuclear origin of replication recognition complex; DNA replication preinitiation complex
Molecular function (GO): DNA replication origin binding
Source: RefSeq, a predicted model, not a curated record